This is a messenger RNA of Siniperca chuatsi (mandarin fish), 3020 nucleotides long. RefSeq names its product N-acetyltransferase 15 (GCN5-related, putative) (gene naa60). The coding region runs from base 418 to 1146 and encodes 242 amino acids. Gene Ontology annotation, molecular function: protein-N-terminal amino-acid acetyltransferase activity; histone acetyltransferase activity. Gene Ontology annotation, biological process: N-terminal peptidyl-methionine acetylation. The transcript is spliced from 7 exons. The record is from RefSeq and is a predicted model, not a curated record. NCBI's taxonomy places the organism in Eukaryota, Metazoa, Chordata, Actinopteri, Centrarchiformes, Sinipercidae. Gene Ontology annotation, cellular component: Golgi membrane.
AACAAAGCGACUAAUCACUAGAAGAAAACGCUUUGGAGUGACGUCAUUCGUGUAGCCGCCACAAACAGGAAGAAAACAUCUAACUGUUAUCUAAGCAGAGAGAGCUCUCUGGCUAGCUUAGCAGCCUGUGUAGCAUUGGCACAGUAAUGAAACGGUCUUGCGAGUCGGGAAUAAAUUGGUGUUUUGUCAUGCUGUGUCCGGAGUAGUGACUGUAUCAAUUGAUACCCAAGGAAUAUAAUUCUCCUCGACUUUCCUCCGGUCCGAGCGUUGAAACGAGGUACGUUAGCUUAGCAGCAGAACGUUUGCUAGCGGUAGCUAAGGUUAGCCUGUAUGCUAAUUAGCAUGCAGCUGUUAUACUUGUAAGAGGCUACUCUACCAGGUCACUGCGUUUUCGUCUGUUGUCUUGUGACUGUGUGAAUGAGUGACGUGGUGCCUCCCACAGCUCUCAGUGAAGUCCAGCUCCGCUUCCUCUGCCACGAUGACAUAGAGAAUGUCAAGCUGCUCUGUGGUGAUUGGUUCCCAAUCGAGUACCCAGACUCAUGGUAUCAGGACAUCACCUCCAACAAGAAGUUCUUCUCCCUCGCUGCCACCUUCAGAGGAGGCAUCGUGGGAAUGAUUGUGGCCGAGAUCAAAGGCCGGACCAAAGUGCACAAAGAGGAUGGAGACAUCCUGGCCUCCAGUUUCCCUGUGGACACACAGGUAGCCUACAUCCUCAGCCUGGGAGUGGUCAAAGAGUUCAGGAAACAUGGCAUAGGCUCCCUACUGCUGGACAGUUUGAAGGAGCACAUCUCAACGACAGCCCAGGACCAUUGUAAGGCAAUCUACCUACACGUCCUCACCACCAACAACACUGCCAUCCACUUCUAUGAGAACAGGGACUUCAGGCAGCACCAUUACCUGCCCUACUACUACUCCAUACGAGGCGUCCUCAAAGACGGAUUCACAUAUGUACUCUACAUCAAUGGAGGUCAUCCACCCUGGACAAUAUUUGACUAUAUCCAGCACAUUGGUUCAACCCUGGCCAGCCUGAGCCCCUGCUCCAUCCCUCAGAGGCUGUACAGACAGGCCCAGUCCCUGCUGCGCUCUCUGCUGCCCUGGUCCAACAUCGCCUCCAAGACCGGCAUACAGUACAGCAGAACAAUGUGACACAACAUGGAGCGCACCUUCCGUUUCUCAUCAGUCUUCCCCUGUACACACCAGGAUGUACAAGCACACUCACAUUCUCCAUCUCCUACAGCUUUCCACACCCUGUGUAUGACACGGGACUCAGGUUCAACCUGCGUUUGAUCGUCCACACACUAGAGUAGUAGUCCUGAUUCAAUACACGUUUUGGCACUGUUCACACAACAUCCAGGUUUGCAGCUGUAGUUCUGUGCCCACUGCAAAACAGGGUUGUUGCAUUGCAACGUCAUUAAAAGUGCAAUGCUGGUUUUUACACUGACGGACGGUGUGUUCUGGUAAAACCACGGGAUUUCUUGUAAUUAUUCAUUUACUAUACCAUCCCAUAUGUACUACACUAUCCCAUAGUUACUAUAGUAACCUGUGUUUACCCAGUCAUACGAAAGCCGAGCAGUGUCAGACCCGCUUUCAACCCAGGCAGCAGAGCAAAGCAGACGGCAAACACAGGUCGUAGCUUUGGUGUGAAAGGGGUGUAACACACAUACACUGGGAACCCUACAGAGACUAAAGGUUCAACCCUGCCUAUCUUUUCUGUCUCCCUUCAUCCUGUCCACCACUGUCACAGAGACUAUGUAUACUGUUUGUAUAUUAUAUAUACUAAGAUAAUAUAUAAAUUUCUCUCUAUGUAUGUCUAUUCUAUGCUGUCAGUAGGCCUAGUUGGAAGGUAACCCAUCCUGUCCCCAUUUUGAGUCAAUUCCAGUUUGUAAAAUAGAGACUCAAGAACAAGUUAAAUUUAUUUGGACUGUGAAUCUAGCUAUUUUAAUGGGCUAGUGGGGUAGAAUAAUAUACGCAGGAAACCUUGAGAUACAAUGUUGAUGGGUGAUAUAUUUAGUAGCAACUGGAAUUUUCCAAAAGGAUUCUUCCCUUUUGGAAGUUCAUGAUAUUGUCUUAUUUGCUGUGCGCAGUAAUUGUACUGGAAACUGUACUAGUGACAUCGCUACAGAAACAUGUGAAUUUGUUACUCAGUACUUACUGCAACACGUUUACAGACACCUCACAUUUUAUGCAGUGCUGUUUGAAAGUCUUACAUAAAAAUAUGAUCAUAACUCAAAGCAAAAUGGCCUUUCUACAUUGUUUCCAAAUGUUGCCCAUGUAUAAUUCAUACAAGAGUAAGGGAGAGUUGCUCGGGUCCUUGUGUUAGAGGUUUUAAAUGGCUGCAGCCCUGUCUGUGUGCUCUAUGGCUGUAAAAUUGCUGCUAAUGUAGAGAAAUGUCUAUUUGUUUGUCCAGAUUUUAAAAUAUGGCCCAGAUUAGAUUUUCAAUGUCGGCCUGUAGACGAGAUGAGAAAAAGGAAGCAAUGCUCCCAAACACACACGUCAUACACCUUGUGUGCCUGCGUGCAUGAAGGUGUGUAUGUCUGUGUGUGUGUGUAUGCAAGCAGGGUCUGAAAUUAGCACCUAGCAAGUGCCAAAUGUUAGUCUGACCUGUCUGUGGAAGACAAAUGAGUAAAGUUCACCCAACAAGUUGACUGGUAACUUUGUCAGUGAGUAACAUUGUAGUUUCUCAAUUUUAUUGCAUUCUGUUUCACUUUAUAAUGAACUACAAAGCUGAUCCAAUGUAUCAGUCAGUGAGCAAAUCUUAGAUUUUAUACAUGACGUAGUACUGAAAAAGGUAAGGGUAACUGUGAAAAGUGUUCAUUCAUUGUUAAAAGGUGAAAGUUUCUCAGUUUGCCAGUCCUGGGCAGGACACACUAAAGUAAAUUUCAGACAUUGUGUAUGCAAUACAUUUGUUUCAUUCACUGAUUGUAAAGACUGAGUCAGUGUGACUGCCCCUGCUGUAUGAUUAUUUUACAUUGUCAUAACAUUUUCUUUGUGAUUGUCAUAUUACAUUGUCAUACACCUGA